AUGGAGCCGUUUCUGGGGUCGUGGAAGUUGGAAACGAGCGAGAAUUUCGACGACGUGAUGAAAGAACUCGGAGUGAGCUUGAUCACACGCAAAAUCGCCCAAAACAUAAGUCCAAUCCUCAUUGUCUCCAGUCUUGGAGAUGGACAGUACAAAAUGAGGUCGGAAAGCGCCUUCAAGAACACAGAGUUUGAAUUUAUGUUGGGUGAGGAGUUCGAGGAGGAAACUCCAGACGGCCGGAUUGUCAGAUCCACCAUCACGAUUGACGGCAACACUUUGAAACAGGUUCAGGUUGGGAAUAAAACCACUUACAUCGAUCGUGUCGUUGAGGGCAACAAACUAAAAGCGAUAGAGCCGUUUCUGGGGUCGUGGAAGUUGGAAACGAGCAAGAAUUUCGACGAGUUGAUGCGAGAACUCGGAGUGGGCUUGGUCACACGCAGAAUUCUCGCAAGCAUAAAUCCUACCCUCAUUGUCUCCAGUCUCGGUGGCGGAAAGUACAAGAUGCGGUCGGAAAGCGCCUUCAAGACCACCGAGUUUGAAUUUAAGUUGGGUGAGGAGUUCGAGGAGGAAACUCUAGACGGCCGGAUUGUCAGGUCCACCAUCACGAUUGACGGCAACACUUUAAAACAGGUUCAGGUUGCGAAUAAUACCACUUACAUCGAUCGUGUUGUUGAAGGAAACAAACUAAAAACGAUUUUUACAGUAAAUGGAGUCGUGAGCACGCGAAUCCACGUGAAGAUCUGA
This is a messenger RNA of Mesocestoides corti, 741 nucleotides long. Lineage: Eukaryota; Metazoa; Platyhelminthes; Cestoda; Cyclophyllidea; Mesocestoididae. The record is from the annotation of a GenBank genome assembly.